Molecule: messenger RNA, 1269 nt
Organism: Kwoniella shivajii
Lineage: Eukaryota; Fungi; Basidiomycota; Tremellomycetes; Tremellales; Cryptococcaceae
Exons: 6
Coding region: 1-1269 (422 amino acids)
Source: RefSeq, a predicted model, not a curated record
AUGUCGAUAAAACAGCCUAAGCCUUUACAAAUCCGAUUGCCGUUCUCAGUGCCCAAACCCAACAAAUCAACAAAUACAGAUACUAGGAUAUGUGGGAUAUGUAGAAAGAAUCAAAGUCGAUACACUUGUCCAAGAUGUAAUAUAGUUUACUGUUCUUUGGACUGUUUCAGAGAUGAAUCUCACGCUCAAUGCUCUGAACCAUUCUAUAAAUCAACAGUAUUAUCUUCGAUAGCUUCUGAUCCUAAAGCCGGAUUGGAUGAAAAGAAAAAUAUGAUUGAAAUGUUACGUAGAUUCGAACAAGCUCAAGCUGAAGGUGGAGGAGAUACGUUAGCUGAAUUAGAAGAAUUGGAAAGACAUGAAGAGGAUGAAGAUGAACUAUUAGAGAAGUUGAAAGAUAUAGAUCUGGAUGAAAUCGAUUCCAAUCAGUUAUUCCACCUCUUACCUCAACAUCACAGAGAUGCUUUCUUAACCGCAUUAAAAAACCCAGAUUCACAAGAAGCGAAAGAACUACUUGAUGAAGCUACCAAACCUACGAACACACUGAAAACGCCGAGUGUUUUACCUUGGUGGGAAGAUCAUUUGAACGAAGAUUCAGAUGGAGAAGAGGAACAAGAUUCUCAUGCCGAAGUGGAGAAGCUGGAGACUGCUUCUAUGCCUGAACUAUUACCGAAUCAAGUGAUAAACACUAUUUCGCCGCCUGAAGGGGUAGGCAAAAAAUUGAUUUACAAUGCUGUUGCUAUAUGCAUCGCAUACCUACAUACAUUACUUUCAUUCAGACUGCCUGCUUUAUCUUAUGCGUAUCUACAAGAAUCAGAUAUAUCUCCCCAAGAAAUGAAAGAAUAUCUAGGACAACUCGUACCAUUUUUAGUGCAACCUAAAUCUACUACCAGAUAUGAGAAUCUGAGCUCUGCUUGGGGCGAUGUAUGGGAUAAAAUCGGCGAUGAAAUGUCAUCACCUCCAACAAUAUCGAUUCUUCUUCAACUACUAUCCUUACUGCCUUCUCUCAUACAUCCACCAAUCAUAACAACCUCUUCACCCAAGAUAUUCAAUCUCCUCAGUGACCUAUAUCAUUUGUUCAGCACACCAAAAGCAGGUGGAGCAAUUCCCAGGAAAAUAGCAUUCUACUUCAAAUCACUGCAGAGUCUGACCAGACAAGAUUGGUUGUUAUUGGAACGAGAAGUCGAAAGGGAGUUGAAUAGAUUGAAAGACGAGGAUGAAAAUGUAGAUGCUGAGCAACCUGAAAGGAGGGAAAGAUUGGAGAUGUUGUAA